AUGGAUUUCGAGCUGCGGAGGGCGCAGCAGCGAUACGAGAAGGAGCAGCGUGAGAAGCGGGAGGCGGCGCGGGUGAAGGCGGAGAGACAGAGAAAGGCGAAGGAAGAGAUCGAGGCGCGUCGGAGGGCUAUCGAAGAGGCGCAGAGGCUUAAACGACUGGAGGAGGUUGCAGCUGCUGAAGCAGCUCGUCGUCAAGCCGAGGCGGAUCUGCAAGCAGGAGGCGGCAUCCGCUUCAAUCGCGAGCUGAUCCCCGUCGCUAUAACGGGCGACCGCGAUAAGAUCACACUCCCUCAAUCGGUGUUGUCCGAUCUCCCGCUAGACGAGGCCCUCGAUAGAGGACCCAUGCUCUUCGAGCUCUCCGUUCCGCGCGCCGUUGGCGCAAGCGCGGCAGGCGCAAGCGCAACCGGCGGGAUGGAGGCGGAUGGGGAGGAAGAGGAUGACGCAGACGAGUGUGGUUAUGCGGUGGAUGUUGAUCUUAACGGGGGUGAUUAUAACGGGAGGAGAGUGAAGCGGGGGGUGACGCACGGAGGCGUUUUGGAGUUUACUGCACCAGAGGGCUGCGUAGGACUGCCCCCUCUUAUACUCCGAAAUUUGGGGUUAUCUGGGAUUAUAGACGUCUUUAAUCCGUCCGGUACUCCCCCGCCUGUACGCGUCCGCUUUGUCAAGCUCCCUAAAGCCACGUUCGCGCGGCUCCAGCCGCUGCGCCACGGGUUCCUUGCUGACGUGGCGAACCACCGCGCUGUUCUGGAGGCGGCGUUGCGGGGCCAGGCGGCACUGACACGUGGCGACUUGCUAUUGGUCGGAUCGGAGGUGGGGGAGGUGGCGGUGCGCGUGUGUGAGGUGAAAGGCGUGGGCGGCGCGAGAGGCGCUGCUACAGUAAUUGAUGCUGACGUGGAAAUUGAGCUGUCUCCAUGGGAGGGGGAUGCUGGUAUUGGGAGAAAGCUGAGAGAAACAGAUGAGCAGCAAGGCGAGACAAGAGAGAAAGGAGAGGAAACAGGGGGAGGAGGUGGAGGAGUUGGCGCAGGGGUUGUAAAGAGGGAGGUGAUCCACGUGGGGAGUGCUGAUAGGCACUUACUGGUGCUGCCUAUAGGGGGGAAGGGACUGGCAGGGAAGAUUCAGGAGGGCGAGUGGCGGUAUUUCAAGGUUUAUGUGGAUGGAAGGUUUGGCAGGAGGUUGUAUCAGGGGGAGGUAGAACUGGAGUUUCGGUUGCAGCUUGAAGGGGGUUCGGCUGAGCUGGCUGCUGACGUGGCUCGAGGAGGUGCUGACGUGGCGGAGGGUGAUGCUGACCUGUACCUGUCCAGGCACCCAAUUGUGUACCCCUCGUUUCUGGACCAUGAAGUGUCGUCCAUUCUCCCUAUUGGCUCCAAGACGCUCGUUCUCUCCGCAUCAGCACUGGCAAAAACAGCAGUACCAGCAGCAACAGCAUCAGUGGCAGCAGCAGCAGAAGCAGCAGGAGUGGAAGCAUCAGGAACACUAGUAUCAGGAGGAGCAGCGGCAGCAGCAGCGGCAGAAGCAGCAGCAGCAGCAGCAGUUGAAGGGCUGAAGGAGCCUGCAACGUACACUAUAGCAGUACACGGUGUAGCAGGCACAUGCAGGUUUAAUAUCUCAGCGCUUUCCAAGGAGUUAAUCUCCUCUGAUAUAGACCCAUCUGCGUCUGCUGCUGCUGCUGCUGCUGCUGAUGCUGCUGGUGUUGGUGGUGGUGGUAGUAGUGGUGGUGAUGCUGCUGCUGCUGUUACUCCACCUGCCGACCAAUCCCGUUGCGCCAACUGUCGCCAGCUCAUUGCCACCCGCACGCUGCCCCUGCACGAGGCCUACUGUUCCCGGCACAACGUUGUUUGUCCGCAUCCCGGGUGCUCUGUGGUGUUGAGGCGGGCGGAUUUGGAAGCGGGCGGCGAGCAUCACCAGCACUGCGGGGAGUGUGGCGAGGUGUUUGGAGGGAGGAAGGAGCGGGAGAAGCACGAGCGGGUUCGGCACGGGGAGAUGGUGUGCGAAUGUGGACUCGUGGGAAAGGCUACAGAUGUGCACCACCACCGGCGCACCGCCUGUCCCCAUCGCCCCAUCCUCUGUCGCUUCUGUGCUGCCGUUGUGCCUGUCCAUACAACCCUCAUGCCUUUCCUCCAUUCCCCCCUCGUUCCCCCUCCCUCCCCACCCCACCAGCACCACCACCGGCGCACCACCUGUCCCCAUCGCCCCAUCCUCUGUCGCUUCUGUGCUGCCCUCGUGCCGGCCCUCGGCCCGCCCCUCUCCGCUAGAGACAGCCUCAACGGCCUCUCGCCCCACGAAGCACACUCACCACCACCAGCGCACCACCUGUCCCCGUCGCCCCAUCCUCUGUUGCCUCUGUACUGCCCUCGUGCCGGCCCUCAUGUCUUUCCUCCCUUUCCCCCUCUCGCCCCCCAACCCCACCAGCACCACCACUGGCGCACCACCUGUCCCCAUCGUCCCAUCCUGUGUCGUUUCUGUGCUGCCCUCGUGCCGGCCCUCGGCCCGCCCCUCUCCGCUAGAGACCGCUUCAACGGCCUCUCCCCCCACGAGGCACACUAUAUGGACGAAGAGCACUGGGCACGAGCCUAUGCCGGAGAUUUUGAGGCGGAGCAGGGUUUGGAAGGAAGAGGAGGAUUUGGGAUGGUGGGGGACGUAGGGAAUGUUGCUAUGAUGGGUGGGAAUUUGGAGGGAGGGUUGGAGAGAAGGGAUGAGGCGGGUGGGGUGAGUGGGGUAAGUGUUAUGUCGUUCGGAUUCACCUAUUUCCCCGAUCUCCGCCCUCCUGCGGUCGAGGAACUCCCCGCGUCGCUCGCGGCGCUGAGCGAAGAAGCCCUUUUGGCUGCGCGCGAAGCGGCGUACGAGCAGCAGCUUCUAGCGGUGCGUGCUUCUAACGAGGGGACCGCGCCGAUUGGUCAGGCGGGGGGGAGGGACGGGGAGGGGGAGGGGGAGGAGGUCGAAGGGGAGGCGGAGGAGGAGGAAGAGGAGCAGGAAGAGGAGGAGGGGGAUAGGGAUGAGAUGGACGGUGGGGAUGAUGCGAUGAGUGACGAAUUCGGCCAGGAAGGGGGCGGGGGGUUGUAG
Messenger RNA from Closterium sp. Naga37s-1, 3060 nucleotides. The record is from the annotation of a GenBank genome assembly. NCBI's taxonomy places the organism in Eukaryota, Viridiplantae, Streptophyta, Zygnematophyceae, Desmidiales, Closteriaceae.